This is a messenger RNA of Lepisosteus oculatus (spotted gar), 466 nucleotides long. NCBI's taxonomy places the organism in Eukaryota, Metazoa, Chordata, Actinopteri, Semionotiformes, Lepisosteidae. The record is from RefSeq and is a predicted model, not a curated record.
UCCCCUCUGCAGUUCGCCGCCAUGCAGUACUCCCACAAAUUCCAGACGCACUUCACCUUCUCCGAGUUCAUGGCCACCGCGGGCAGCUGGCAGCACCUGGUCGACGGCAUCCAGCAGCUGAGAGGGCCCACACACACCCCCACCGCCAUCCGCAAAGUGGUGCGGGAGCUGUUCGUGGCCAGCCGCGGAGCGAGGGACAACGUCAACAAGGUGCUCCUGGUCAUCACCGAUGGGAAGACCUACGGCGACAACACGCCUCUGGCAGACGUAGUGGCUGAAGCAGAGGGAAAGGGGAUCGUUCGCUACGCUAUAGGGGUGGGAGAGGCCUUUUCUGACACUGAUGCCAAGAGAGAACUGAACACCAUUGGUUCAUGGCCUUCCAAAGACUAUGUCUUCCAAGUGCAGGACUUCAGCGCCUUAGAGAGCAUCAGACAAGCACUGCAGGACAAGAUAUUCGCCAUUGAGG